AUGGCAACCGCUAAGCUCAGCUUCUUUGAGAAAAUUGCCAACGCCCUUGGUGCAAUUUACCGCCAUCAAGCGGCUCAAUAUCCGCGCCGUUUGGCUAUUUUGAAGGCCGUUUACAAACACGAGCUCGCUCCACCAAAGUCCGCUGAUUGGCCAGCAAUCCAGGCUGACUUCAAGAAGGUUCAAAGCUUCAUCCAGGCUAAACAAUACAACAAUCUUACCGUCAGAGAGGGGCUCGUUUACACCGCCGUGGCCCUUGAAGUUAUCUUCUGGUUCUUCGUUGGCGAGAUGAUUGGACGUCGCUACAUUUUCGGAUAUCUCGUCCCUUCAGACUACAUCUCGAAAGAGACUCGCGCCAAAGUCAAGGAGCAAAAGAGACUCGCCGCACUCGAGGCCUAA
Molecule: messenger RNA, 396 nt
Organism: Caenorhabditis bovis
Lineage: Eukaryota; Metazoa; Nematoda; Chromadorea; Rhabditida; Rhabditidae
Source: the annotation of a GenBank genome assembly